Paecilomyces variotii is the source of this 1652-nucleotide messenger RNA. Its product is annotated as putative cytochrome c peroxidase. Bases 266 to 1219 code for a protein of 317 amino acids. Gene Ontology annotation, molecular function: heme binding; peroxidase activity. The record is from RefSeq and is a predicted model, not a curated record. Lineage: Eukaryota; Fungi; Ascomycota; Eurotiomycetes; Eurotiales; Thermoascaceae. Gene Ontology annotation, biological process: cellular response to oxidative stress; hydrogen peroxide catabolic process; response to reactive oxygen species. The transcript has 2 exons.
CUGUGCGAUAGGGAACUGAGUGGAUCGCGCUGGUGGAUCCGUUGCUGAAGGAAUCCCAAGGCAGUUAAUUAUUGCCUCUCUCACUCCCCCAGGACGCUGCUUUCUUCGUUCCAGCAACAAUCUCACUUCUUGCCUCUGGACACUCUUCUCAGAUCCAUAUAUAUCUGACACUUGUCGCGUUCCGUAGUUGGGAGCGAGAGUCAAGAUCGCAGAGCGCGCUGUUUCCCACAGAUUCGCGGUCGUUACCCCAGACUUAUCGGCCGAGAUGAGCAAACCCGGGGAUUAUGAUGCUGUCCGCAAGGACAUCAUCGCCCAGCUGAAGAAGCCCGACUAUGAUGACGGCAGCACUGGUCCUAUCUUUGUGCGUCUCGCAUGGCACUCCGCUGGUACCUAUGAUCAGGAGACUGAUACUGGCGGCUCGAACGGUGCGGGCAUGCGUUACGAGCAGGAGGGAGGUGACCCUGCCAAUGCAGGUCUCGAGCACGCACGUGCAUUCCUUGAACCCGUGAAGGCACGGCACCCUUGGAUCACAUACUCGGACCUGUGGACGCUGGCGGGCGUCACCGCACUCAAGGAGAUGGGAGGACCCGACGUGGACUGGAAGCCCGGCCGAACGGACUAUGUCGAUGACUCCAAGCUGCCGCCCCGCGGCCGUCUGCCAGAUGGCGCCCAGGGAGCAGACCACAUUCGACACAUCUUCUAUCGGAUGGGCUUCAACGACCAGGAGAUCGUUGCGCUCUCAGGCGCUCACAACCUGGGCCGCACACACAAGGACCGCAGUGGCUUCAACGGUCCUUGGGUCAACAACCCGACCCGCUUCUCGAACCAGUACUUCAAGCUGCUGCUAAACCUGGAGUGGAAGCUCACGACGUUGGACAACGGCUUCAAGCAGUUCAUCUAUGUCGAUGAAGAUCUCCCUGAAGACGAGCAGGAUGAGCCGUUGAUGAUGCUGCCCACCGACAUGGCGCUGGUCUCCGAUCCUGGUUUCGAGCCCUGGGUGCGCAAGUAUGCUGAGGACAAGGACUUGUUCUUUGACCACUUCGCAAAGGCGUAUGGUAAGCUCCUCGAGCUUGGCAUACGGAGAGAUGAGAAGGGCAACAUCACCAACACCGACAACAAGCUGGGUGGUUAUAUCUCGGCGCCCAAGAAGAGCGACCUGCCUGGGGGACCCAUGGCCGACGACAAGAAGCAGCGAAUUGCCCGGCGUGCCAAGCUUUAGAUGUUUCUUUUUCUUUGUUUUUCACCUUCGCAUAUGUGGAUAUAAUAGACAGCAGGAUACCUUUGGAUAGGACAAUAUGUAUGUGAACUAGCUUCUUAUGAGCUUCAUGUCAGUCAUUCUCAUCAUCGACCACAUCAUCUCCAACAAGAGCGGUAUAAAAGAGUCGUAUCGAUCUAAGAUCUUUCGUGUUCAAAUCACCGACUGAAUCGAGAAUCAAUCCUCCGUAGCCGAUUCAAGACAUGAUUCUCAACAAAAAACAGUCAAAGUCAAGAACUGUAUGAUGACAAAGGACCCCGGAAAAGAAGACAAAAACAAACCGAAGGGGUUCGAGAGCAUAAGGGGGCGAUAUAAAUAAGACGCCCAGUCUUGAAAUGCGGAGAGCAGAAUGCGGGGAAAGCGGGAGACCCGCAGCCACCAAGAAUUUCCCUCGGCG